AAAAAUUAGUGUUUAUUAACAGCUGAUUGAAUGUUUUUAUGAAUUGUACAUUUUAUAUUAUAAUUGUUGUAAAAUGUUUCUGUGAAUUUGUUAUUCAUUUUAUCAGAACUUAAGAUAAAAUCUUGAAGACCUAUCAUAAAGUGGAGCGCAUUGCAUACCUGAAAGCUACAAAAAUGGCGGUCUCCGAUGGACCUAAUGCAUCUUGUGAAGACAAAACAUACAAAGAUAUACCGAAAUCUAAAGACAAAAAAGAAAAACCGUUAACAAAAGUCAUUGUUAGACGUUUACCCCCUUCAAUCGACUUACAAUCGUUUUUAAUGCAGGUUUCUCCAAUACCAGAUUAUGAUUACAUAUACAUUGUCAGGGGGGACAUGAGUUUUGGCGAACACGCAUUUGGAAGAGUUUACAUAAACUUUGUUCAGCCAACUGAUAUAUUUAUGUUUAAGGAAAAGUUUGAUAAUUACGUCUUUGUAGACCAGAAAGGACACGAGUACCCUGCCGUCGUGGAAUUUGCAUCUUUCCAAAAGAUUCCGCGUAAACGCAAACCUAGACUUGAUCCAAAAGUGGGGAGCAUUGAAUCGGAUCCUAUCUAUUUGGAAUUUGUAGAGUCGCUUAAGGAGCAACCUAAUCAAGAUAUUAAACCAGAGUUUUCAUAUCAGUUUGGCAAUGAUACAAAAGAGGAAAUAUCGAGUACACCACUACUGGACUACAUCAAACAAAGGCGUAUUGAUAAACAACGUAUAAGAGAGGAACGUCGAGAAGAAAGAAAACGAAAGGAGCUGGAAAGAAAAAAAUUAAGAGAAGAUGAACGUAAAAGGUACGAACAGAAAUCUCCUGCAAAAGUUGCCAGUAAGCCGGUUGGUGGCAAUCGUUCAACCAAAACAGCUCUUGAUAGUUUGAAAGAGGAGGAGAAACAUGAUGCUAAGAUAAAAGAAGAAGAUACUCCACAGUUGGACAAAAGUGCCAAGGAGGACUCGAAGGGACAUUUUAAAUUAAAACCUCGAUUUCCAACUCGUUCGGAAAAGGUAGAUUAUCAUGAUAAGAGAUCAGAAUAUAAAAACCGUAGAGAUGAUUAUAGGGAAAAAGAGUUCAGAAGUCGCAGGUUUGAAGAGUAUAAAAAUGAACCAGACUUCAAGGCACCUCGGCGAACAAAGAAAUAUAGUGAAAAACGAGAGGAGAGGAGGAACGAGGCUAGGAAAGCUGAGCUUAAGAUCGUAGAAGAAAUUGUUGAGAAGCCAGAAGAAACAGAUAAUAUGCCUGAGGGUCAAGUGCAAGCUGAAAGUACCGAAGGGCAAAAUGAAGAAGCAGGUAACGUGCAGACUGACGACAUGGAAGAGAGCAGCUUACCAGUUGAACACAAAUUGGAGAAUCAAUCUUCCACUGAAUUUGAUGAUGAUGUUAGUCUGGAUAAGGAAAGCAAAUGCAAAGAGCAUGAUCCACGUUUACAAAGACGAAUUAGAAAUAAAGAUCGUCCUACAAUGGCUAUCUAUCAGCCAGGCAUGUUAUCAAAACGUAAAACUACUGAUGAUGAUACCGCAGGUCCAAAAGAGUGAUUAUCCUAUUGCAGUACGCCAAUUGAUUUUAUGGGAACCUCUACAAGAGAAUUCAGAGAAAUUUUCUACUCACACGGCCGAUGAAGUGAGAAGGAAGAUUACUUUUAGGAGUUAAAUAUUUGGGUUUGCCCUUUAUGAUUAGAUGUUUUUUUUAACUUUUGUUUCAUACAUUAGUAAAUAGGGGAUACAUUUCUAUUCAUAAUUAUUUUAAAUAAAAAAUUGCAACUUA
Photinus pyralis (common eastern firefly) is the source of this 1782-nucleotide messenger RNA. RefSeq names its product regulator of nonsense transcripts 3A (gene Upf3). The transcript is spliced from 2 exons. The coding region runs from base 174 to 1553 and encodes 459 amino acids. Gene Ontology annotation, biological process: nuclear-transcribed mRNA catabolic process, nonsense-mediated decay; positive regulation of translation. Gene Ontology annotation, cellular component: nucleolus; cytoplasm. Gene Ontology annotation, molecular function: mRNA binding. The record is from RefSeq and is a predicted model, not a curated record. Lineage: Eukaryota; Metazoa; Arthropoda; Insecta; Coleoptera; Lampyridae.